Heterotrigona itama is the source of this 1081-nucleotide messenger RNA. The record is from the annotation of a GenBank genome assembly. Lineage: Eukaryota; Metazoa; Arthropoda; Insecta; Hymenoptera; Apidae.
AUGGCGAAUACCGCGAACUCUACCUGCGACGUACGCAAACGUACCGGAGAAUCCAAAUUUCAGAUACAGUCAACUGAGAAUAAGCAUAAUAAUCAGUUUGUAGUUAGUUACAAAAAUCAAUUUUACAAUAUAAAAGACUUUCUUCGAUAUCAUCCUGGCGGAACGAAGACAUUAAAUUUCUUUAAAAAUCGGAGUUUGGAUAAAGCGUUCGAAGAAAAUCCUCACUCGAAAGCGGCGUUUCACCUGUUGCAGGACUUCAUGUUAAACAAUCAAGAAAAAUAUCAAAAAUACGAACAGAGCCUGAUCGAUUGGAACCAAGCUAUACUGGGACAAGUAGGCUCACUAGGCCAGCAUUAUUCGGAAUGGGUCAAUUUACCAGUGAAUAGGGAUAUUAAACUUUUUAAAUCAAAUAUUUUAGAAAGUUUAACAAUUACACCUUGGUAUAUGAUACCCAUAGUAUGGAUUCCGGUAUGUCUCCAUUUUCUUUAUGCCGGAUGGACAUGUAUCAGCACUAAUAAUAUCGAAAGCACUGUGUUUAAAGUUUUAAUCUCGUAUAUAUUCGGUAUAUUUUUAUGGACUCUAUUAGAAUAUGUACUUCAUCGUGAACUCUUUCACUUUGAACCACCCGUUAACUCGAAAAUACUUAUUACUUUGCAUUUUUUACUUCACGGUGUUCAUCAUAAGGCACCAUUUGAUAAUAGAAGAUUAGUAUUUCCUAUUUUACCAGCUGCAUUAACAACAAAAGUGUUAAUAAUGAUCUAUAGUAUGGUGUUUCCACAAACAACUCUUUAUUUUAUUGUAGCUGGUACAUUAACAGGCUAUGUUUUUUACGAUUUGACACAUUAUUACUUACAUCAUGGUGCGCCGAAAGUUGGGACAUAUAUGUACUUAAUGAAAAGAAAUCAUAACUAUCAUCAUUUCUUACAUCAUGAUUUAGGUAAUUUUCCUUUUGUUCUGCAAAAAUUAAGCAGUUCUAUCAUAAAUAAAUCUUUACUCUUUAGGUUUUGGUAUCAGUAGUAAACUAUGGGAUUAUAUGUUCAGAACGAAUAUUUGUUUGCGGAAAUUGACCAAACCAAUUGAA